AUGACGAGCCUCUUCGGUGCUUCGGCUGCACAACCGCAGCAGACGGGAGGAGGACUGUUUGGCUCAUCGACGGCACAACCUCAGCAGACGGGCGGCUUGUUUGGAGCCUCGACACAGCAGCAACCAGCGCAAGGAGGUGGGCUGUUCGGCGGCGUCGCGACACAGCAGCAGGCAAAGCCAGGCGGGCUGUUUGGCAGUUCGACGACGCAGACGGGCACCGGUGGUUUGUUUGGCCAACCGCAACAACAGCAGCAGCAGCAGCAGCAACCCCAACAGCAGGCGGCCGGAGGUCUGUUUGCUCAGUCAAAACCUGCUGGCUCCUUAUUUUCUGGCCUUGGUCAACCCACCACACAACAACCACAGAGCAAUGCCUUCGGCCAGACACUAGGCGGGGCGUCUGCACUCGGCCCCGGCCUGACUAUGGGCCAGUCCACCUCUCAGCAGCAGACCGUACCGGGCGUGCGGAUAGACUUGAGCAAUCUCAAGGGCACAACUCGCUUCAACGACCUGCAAGAAGACCUGCAGAAACAGAUCGCCAACAUCGACCGCGUGAUUCAGGGAUGUAUCGCUCAGAAGAACGAGUUGGACGCCUUCAUGCCUGCACACGGCGAGCAGCUGGCGGCGAUUCCCACGGAUGUCAAGUUCGUCUCACGCAAAUAUGCCGGCGUCGAUAGUGCCCUGGGCGGCGAUGCUCAGGCUAUCAAGGGCCUGCGGGACUUGGUUAAGGUCGAUUUGGAGAACUCACAGCUGAGCUUCAAGGCUCUGGACAACCUAAGGCUCCCUGCCCAAUAUCACACUUCUGGACUGUGGUCAUCGCGGCAGCAAGGUAGCGCUGCCGGCGGAGGCGUCGACGCCAACGACAGCAACUCCGACCUGGUCACGUUCUUCUCCAAGACGGCAGACGAGAUGGACGAGCAGCUGAACAAGUUCCAGCGCAACCUCUCGGAGAUCGAGAUGCACCUGGGCGGUGUCCAGUCGAAUCUGGUCGAGCAGGUGCAGCGGCUGCAGGCGUCCAGGAGCGGCGCGGGAGCGAGCACGGACGACAAGAUUGCCGACCUGGCGGCUGUUCUACGUGAUUUUGAGGAGAGCAUACUGAAAGUGGCAGGCGUGGUGGGCGGCGCAAGAGAGGGGAUGACGGAACUCCAGCUCGGACAGUUUAGAAGCAACGGGACACACUGA
Messenger RNA from Phaeoacremonium minimum UCRPA7, 1179 nucleotides. Its product is annotated as putative nucleoporin nup49 protein. Gene Ontology annotation, molecular function: structural constituent of nuclear pore. Lineage: Eukaryota; Fungi; Ascomycota; Sordariomycetes; Togniniales; Togniniaceae. Bases 1 to 1179 code for a protein of 392 amino acids. Gene Ontology annotation, biological process: nucleocytoplasmic transport. The transcript is spliced from 2 exons. The record is from RefSeq and is a predicted model, not a curated record. Gene Ontology annotation, cellular component: nuclear pore.